Messenger RNA from Arabidopsis arenosa, 778 nucleotides. The record is from the annotation of a GenBank genome assembly. Lineage: Eukaryota; Viridiplantae; Streptophyta; Magnoliopsida; Brassicales; Brassicaceae.
GACCUAUAUUCCAACAGCAGUAAUGACAGACAUAGUCCAUCGAGUUGGGAGUGAUGGAUUCCGGAAUCUUGGUCCUCUGAUCGCAGCCAGCCCAUUCUUUCAAGAAAUCGUCUUCCGCCGUGAUGUUUUGCUAGACAUCGAUCUGGAUGAGUUCUUGUUCAACUCAAGGCUCGGUAGGGAAGAUUCCGUCUACCGACCGUUUCUUUUGAGAUGCGCAGCAGAAGGGAAUGAGGUUGCAAGAUAUGUAAAAGCACUUCGCCGUUUGACGCAAGACGGACCGUCUGUGGAAACAUUAGAGAUGCUUGGAGAAGUUGGAUACUCUUCCAUCUAUGUUACAUUUGCAUUUGCAGUUAUGCUCCUCUAUUGUGGUUCUUAUGAGCAAGGUAUGGUUGUUACCCGCACUUUCUUUAGUAGGAUUCAAACAUUGGAAGAGGCAAUCGCCGUUGCCGGUGUAGUAGAAGACCAAAUACGUCAUAUCGGACCAGGCGGUCGCAAUGUGUUUUCUGGUUAUAUUCAUUUCAAAGAGUAUCCAAUUUGCUACUUCGCACACACAAACUCGACUACUGCCAUUUGUCACCAUUGUUUUGCGUUUAGUUACGCCACCACUUUCCAUGAAAUGUGUUAAAUUAAGUAACCUUUCUUCCAACGUUCUUGUUCGCUUUUGUUGUCUCCAAACUCUGUUAUGUGAUGAACGCUUGUUCUUGUUCGAUUCUAUAUGAUUGUCUAUGUUUAUAUAUUAGUUGUCUACUUUCUUCCUAAGUAAAAUUUCUUCCUACGU